Solea senegalensis (Senegalese sole) is the source of this 2319-nucleotide messenger RNA. Its product is annotated as leucine-rich repeat-containing protein 27-like. Gene Ontology annotation, molecular function: protein binding. Lineage: Eukaryota; Metazoa; Chordata; Actinopteri; Pleuronectiformes; Soleidae. The transcript is spliced from 10 exons. The record is from RefSeq and is a predicted model, not a curated record. The coding region runs from base 772 to 2106 and encodes 444 amino acids.
UUGACGUAGCUCGGUAUCACACUGUUGUGCAUAUGAACAAACAGGAGCAGCCUCUGUGGGUAAAGCCAGGAUCAAACUGAGGGAGUUGUUUUCUCUUUUUUUCUCUAUGAUUGUCUCUGUGCUGCUGUGCUCGGCCUAGGUGAAGCUCUGUGAAUUAUUCCACAAUCUCAUUAGUAGAUGGAUGGAUGGGUGGCGCCGGAUAACAGAGGGGAAUAAAGUAAAGGGGAUUUGCCUUCACUGUCUGAACACUGCACAGUGCACACAUAUUAACUAUGACAUCUAUAAUCAUUUAGUAUAGUGUAUGUUAUAUAUAUAUGUGUGAAAAUAAAGACGUAAUUAUAGCUUAAAACAUUUAAUGUAAGUGUCUUAACUUUGCACGUGGACCUCAACUGAAGUUUGUGUUCACCGCGUUGCCAUGGUUACACUGUCAUACGCGUGAAACGGCGUGGCUAACAACAACAUAGCACGACAUUGCCUUAGUUAUUGUGUUUCCUUUUGGUGUUUUUUGGCUUAAAACCACACUGCGUGUGGUUCACAAUGUUACUCGGUUACCAGGUGAGUUAAUACACGCAAAGGGCUUCAGUUGAAGAGAGUAAUAGGAAGUGUUUACUGCUAGUUAGUUAGUUGGUGUUAGCAGGAAGUUACAAGCUAGCACAUGCAGUUGGUUGAGUCCAUUGUUUCUUGUUUUCAGGCACGAGCUUGAGAAGACAGGGGAAAAAAUUCACUUGAACAUCUUGGGCAACAUCUCUGCUGUGCACCAACUCCACAGAAAUGUCUUCUUCCCCAGACAGGGAGAAGGAGGGGGACGUUUCAGACCUGCAGCUAAACUCCUCUGUCUUUCAUAUCAGUGUUGUCAAACCACAGACACCCCACGUCCUGCCUGAGGACGCUGAGCCACAGGGGCCUGCUGCGUGGAGCUCAACAGAGACAUUAUGUCUGAGCAGAACCAAGUUACAAUCUGUUUCAGACAGUAUUUUGAAAAAUGGCUCACUUAAGUAUUUAUAUCUUGAAGGCAACCAGAUAUCCAGUAUCCCAGAUUCAUUGUUCACCCGCUUGCCCAACCUGCAGUGGCUCGACCUCCGAAAUAACCUUAUCCCGUCACUCCCUGCUGGUGUUGGUCUGCACAGGUCCCUGAAAACACUGCUAUUAGGAGGGAACCCCAUCUCAGAACUUCCACUAGAAAUGGGACAUGUGAUUACCCUCAAAGGCCUGAACCUGAGAAACUGUCCCAUCACUUUCCCACCACAAGACAUCGUGGACCAGGGGGUCCAGGGCAUCCUCCAGUAUCUGAGGAGCGCCAUGGCAAAGCGGCAAGUUAUCAUGAAGGAGGCCCCGCCAGUCGAGCUGCCAGUGGUGGAGAAGCUCCAGCUCGCAGGGCUGAUGGAGUUCAGUGUGGAGGAGCAGGAUGACGAUGAGCUGCAGAAGUUCAAAGAGCUGAAACACAAGAUGAUUCUACUGGACAAAGCUGAGCUGGGCUCAGUAGGACAGAGUGAUAGGACACCAAAGUCGCGCAUUUCUCCUGUUGGCAAAGGUGUAAAGGCAACAACCAAGGUCGGCAUGGUUCCCGAGCUCCCUCUGUUUGACUCUCAGCACUGGAAGAGGCCAGAGGAGAGGAGGCAGGCUGCAACACAAGAGAUGACAGAGAGACAGGCUAUUCUCGAGCAGAGGAUUAAAAGCCAAGCGGCUCUUUCAAAGUGGCGCACACAAGCCAAGAUCGCACAGGAGAAGAAAAUGUCAGAGCACAAGCAGAAGAAGAAGAAUGAAAAACAAAAGAGACGUGAGGAAGCUAAUGUAAAACCUGAUGUGAUGGGCUGCAGUGAUACUCAGCAGAGGCAGACUUCCACCACUCCCAUCACAGACUGGGAGAAGACCAGAUCAGGCCGCGAUCUUGAGCGACAGAUCUGUGUCCGUGUUGAGAAGAUACAGGAGAGAUGCCUGAAUCCAAGGGGCACAACCAGCGAGCAGAUGGCAGCAGCAGCACAAGAUGUGGAAGAGAUGACAAAGUUACAGAGGCAGCUUCUGGAGAACAGAAAUCAGGGAAGAAAUCUUGACAAAUGUUUCACCAUCUUCACUGGAGACAACUGGAAGAGUUUCCUGGACAAAUAACAUAGGCUGUGCAGUCAGUAUAUGUUCAGGAGGUUCUUUUGUGAGCAGCAUAUUUAAAAGCGUGUAAUGGAUUUUAAAGAAUUGUGUUGAAUGAUUAGAUCACUUGAUUCCUUUACCAAGCAUUCAUGUUGAUGUAAAAGCUUUCGAGUGUAUUGACAUUGUGUGAUUAAUUGUAAAGAUUAAAAAUAAAGAAGUACAUGUUUUCCCUCUCUA